AUGAGCAAGCCAAGAGUGCAUUCAUUCCCUGAUCUAAUCCCUUUUCUUCCAAGUCAAGAUCGUCAAGAGGAUCAAAAUAGUUUAGAAGGAGUGACAACAAACAUAAAACUACUACUAAAACUUCUCCAUGAUCACUGUGACGUAUCAAAAGAAGCCGAUGGUCGGAGACCCCAACGAGUCGCCGGGAUGAUAACAAUCCUCGACGAUGUGAAGGCAAGAAUAGAAAAAUCUCAAAAAACAAACAAAAGAGCUGAGCUCCGGCGAUGCAACACCGAUCUCCGGCGAGGCCAACCACAACCACACAAGGAAAAAAGGCCACCUUCCAAUGAACCCUUAUCUCCAUCUGAAGAAAAUCAAAAACUCAAGAAAGAGCUAUGGGCAAGCAUGACAGCAAGAAAGAGCUUAGAACGAAUGUUUUCGAGCCUUGGGAAAGAAAAACAGAUGAUCACUGCCGAGCUAACUAGGAAAGUUCAUGAGCUAAAGGAAAUGGAAGAACUUGUGAAUGAUCUGAAAGAGCACAAUGAGACUUUGUCGGAGAAAAUUAAAGCUCUUGCUGAUAGUAAGGAGAAAGAAUCGAAUUCUAGUGUGUUAGACUGUUGUGAUAAUGUGCUAGAACUCCGGCAACAGAAUAAAGAGCUUUCGGAGCAACUUGUGAAGUCAUUGGACAGAUAUCGGUCAAUGAAGAGGAGAGUUAAGGAUGUGCAAGAUGUGGUUUCUGUGAGCUUAGAGAGGAUGAGUAAUUUGCAUGAUUGUGUUGAUGUUGAGGUUCAGAAAGAGUUUUCACAGGUGGAGGAAGUGCUUGUAGGGUUUUUGGAGAAGUUCUCAAAGGAUAGCCCUAAAAGAGAGGAAUGA
This is a messenger RNA of Dioscorea cayenensis subsp. rotundata (Guinea yam), 852 nucleotides long. RefSeq lists its product as uncharacterized. The record is from RefSeq and is a predicted model, not a curated record. The transcript is spliced from 2 exons. Bases 1 to 852 code for a protein of 283 amino acids. Lineage: Eukaryota; Viridiplantae; Streptophyta; Magnoliopsida; Dioscoreales; Dioscoreaceae.